Teleopsis dalmanni is the source of this 858-nucleotide messenger RNA. RefSeq lists its product as uncharacterized. The transcript is spliced from 4 exons. The record is from RefSeq and is a predicted model, not a curated record. NCBI's taxonomy places the organism in Eukaryota, Metazoa, Arthropoda, Insecta, Diptera, Diopsidae. The coding region runs from base 139 to 789 and encodes 216 amino acids.
GAGUGUUAUUGAAGUAAACAGAUAAAAUAUCAUAAUAAAUAUUUAUGCCGGCUAUUUUAAUCGGUUGUUUAGAGCUUCUGUGCAAUCAAUUAGCACUUUUAAACAUUUAACACAAGCACCUUGUUUUUAAUAUAAAAUAUGAUAUUAAAUAGUAUCGGCCAAUCAUUUUUAAUUAGAUCACAAAAUGAAAAAGCAAAUAUACCGGCACAUAUCAAUGAUGAUAUGACACAGAAAGAUGCGCCAAUAUUGCUAAAUGACAUCGAUAUGAUAAAAUACACAAGUAAACCUGUAGAAUGGCACGGUUGUUUAUAUACAUCAAAAAACAUAUAUGACGAGUUACAAAAGCAGUUCAAUCAACUUUCAAUUCCUGUUUGUAUUCUCGAUGCAAAUGUGCCUAAUAAGUUUAAGCUUGGUGAUAAAGAAUGUGAAAUUACAAUGUUUCCAAUUAAGGACAAAGUGGUGGUUUUUUUAAUAAAAGAUGGAUAUACAACAAAUCUACACACAAACAAUUUGGGAGAUUUCACAAUCUUUAGUUUAAGUCCAGGUUUAAGAGAGGCUAUUAGAGCUGGCAUUGAUGUUUUAUAUAUAAAUGACACCGUAUUUCAAAAAGAUAUUUCAGCAACAUUCGUAGAAAAUCAUCCCGAUGAAGAACUUUUAGAAGCGUUUGUAUAUGUUGUUCAACCACUUAAAGUUAUUGGAACUACUGGUGCAACAAUACCACAAAGUAUUCGAGAAUUAUGUAAGGAAAAUGAACCUCAUUGGGCAAAUAAUUCAUACAAAAGACAGUAAAUUUUUUUGUUUGAUAUAAAGUUUAAUUUAUUCUAAAAAUGAAAUUGUCACAAUAAUAAUUAUAAUGAA